Messenger RNA from Octopus sinensis (East Asian common octopus), 3806 nucleotides. Its product is annotated as low-density lipoprotein receptor-related protein 2-like. Lineage: Eukaryota; Metazoa; Mollusca; Cephalopoda; Octopoda; Octopodidae. Gene Ontology annotation, molecular function: calcium ion binding; protein binding. The annotation marks the transcript as partial. The transcript has 24 exons. The record is from RefSeq and is a predicted model, not a curated record.
GGCGUUGUGGUUUGUUAUCAUGUCUAUACAGAUGUAACCCAUCUCCCGAAGGUGGUAUGUGUUAUUGCGCGGAUGGAAUGGCGUUAAAACCAGACGAUAAAAGGACUUGUAUUGAUUUCAAUGAAUGCUCCAGCUGGGGAUACUGUGAUCAGAUCUGUACAAAUAAACAAUAUGGAUACACAUGUUCUUGUCAGGCAGGGUUUACAUUAACAGGAAAACAGAUGUGUCGAGCAAAUAACAGUGAAAGCGCAAGAUUAAUCGUAUCCAGUAACAAGAGACUUUUUUCAAUGAAGACAGAUGGUAGUGACAUAAAACUUAUAGCCACAACAUCGAUAAGUCCUGUAGCUUUUGAUUCCUAUCGAAAUAAGAUAUUCUGGGCCAAUGCUCACGACUCAGAUAAACGAGAGUUUUGGGAAUCUGAUUUAUCUGGUGAGAAUAAACGUUCGAUUCCACUCAGAACGACAUUCAGCAUUGCUUCACUCACCUACGAUUGGAUCGCCAACAACUUAUAUUACAUCGACGAUGCUGCUGGCAUCCUUGGCAUCUUUAGUCUCGACAGCAGACGUCAGUCUAACAUUAUCACUUCAGAUCUAACGAGAAUGAUUUCCAUAACACUUGACCCUCUUGUUGGAUAUAUGUUCGUUGCUCUUUGGGGAUACAGCUAUGAAAGGGUCAAUGGUAUUUACCGAGCUUUUAUGGAUGGAAGUAACAUGGUGUAUUUUAAAACAUCGAAUUAUACCUUUCCACGUGGAAUUACUGCUGAUGUUAUUUCCAAAAGGAUUUAUUUCAUUGAUAGCCAUUUCGACCAGGUGCUGACCUUUGAUUACAACGGAUUAAACAGAUUUGAAAUCAUUGCGGGAGGAAAAUAUAUUCCAUCACCUGUGGCAAUAACACAUUUUGAAAGCCAUCUCUUUUGGGCUGAUUUGCAUAAGGGUAAAAUUAUGAAGAUGAAUAAAAAUGGUAGCAUUUCCACUUUAACAGAAAUAUAUCACAAUACUUCUGAAAUUCCUGAAAGAUUGAAAAUUUUCCAUUCAUCUUUGCAACCACAAGGAAGAAAUCCGUGCAAGCAGGCUAAAUGUCAACAUAUUUGUGUUGUGACUCAUACCUCUGACAAUGAUGGGCUUGGUUACCGUUGUCUGUGUGAAAUAGGUUUCAUUCCUGAUUCAAACCAAAUUAAUUGUACACGGGUCACUAAAUUUAUUUUAGUUUCCAAAAGAAACACUAUUGAAGGUGUACCACUGGAUAGAAAGUUUUCUUCCACUGCAAAUGCUAUUCUACCAGUCACAAACACUUUUUUAAGGUACUCUCAUAUUAAAUCUUUGGACUACACCUCAUCUGACCAGACUAUCUAUUUUUCUGACGCUUACAGUCGCACAGUGCUCAAAUUCAAUUUGAAUACUUCAGAGUUGAAGAUAGUGUUUCACGAGUAUGUAAGUGAUAUUUCAGUGGACUGGAUGCUUCGCAAUUUAUAUAUGGCUAAUCGUCUCGGGAUUACAGUUGUACGUAUUGAUAAUGUAGAGGACAAGCGAGUAAUCAUUAGCAACGAAACAUCCGUAACAUCAAUUGUUUGCCAUCCUUACAAAGGUUUGAUUUUCUUUGCAAGCCGAUUUUACACGAAGCUAGCUUAUAUUGGAAGAGCUUUUGCUGAUGGUAGCAAUGUGAAGCAUAUACGCCGACAUGAGCUAGGGUACCCAGCCAGUCUUACAAUCGACUUCAAAGCUGACCAUUUAUAUUGGUCUGAUUUUUCCCUUAAAAGGAUCCAGCGGUCAGAUCUAGAUGGAAAUAAUGUUCAAACUCUUGGCAUAACACUUAGGACCCCUGUAAGGAUUUUUGUUUAUGGAGAUGAUUUGUAUCUUUUGAGCUAUUUUGUGCUGAUACGUACAAAGAAAACAGGAGAUUCUCCAUUGGAAACAUUGGCGACAUACAAGAUGUACACUAUGGAUUUGAAAAUAUAUGACAAGGAUCUUCAGAAAAUUGAAGCCUCAAAUCCAUGCAUUCAAAGAAAUGGUGAUUGUACUCAUUUUUGUUUCGCUGUGCCUAUGACACAAGACAUUCUCCAUGGGGAACUGGGUCGCCAUUGUGGUUGUCCGUAUGGUAUGAAGUUGGACACUGAUCUCAGAACAUGCAUUAAUCAUACAGAAUUUGAACCACCAAAAGAAUGCCCGCCUUCCAGAUUUCAAUGCAAAAACAAACGCUGUAUCAGCCAUUACAGAGUCUGUAACCUGCAGGAUGAUUGUUUUGAUAAUUCUGAUGAAGUUAAUUGUACAUCACCUUCACGUCAGUGUUCGCUACAUGAAUUCAAGUGUGCGAGUGGAAAGUGUAUACCAAAUCGGUGGAUAUGUGAUGGAUACAAAGAUUGCCCUGAUAAUACAGAUGAAAAAGAUUGCAAAUAUAACUGCAGCAGUUUUCAAUUUCGGUGCAAUAAUGGUUUUUGUAUACACCGUUCUCGAAAAUGCAAUUCCUACACUGACUGUACUGAUGGAUCUGAUGAAGGCGCCUUCUGUGCUAAUCAUACUUGUCUUCCAUAUUUCUUCAAGUGUGAUGGUUAUAAAUGCUUAUCUCAAUCGUUUCUCUGCAAUGGAAGACGAAAUUGCCGAGAUGGGAGUGAUGAACGCAACUGCCCAGAGGCAAAAUGUUCUCCAUAUCAAUGGAAAUGUCCAACAUCAAAUAUUUGUAUCCACAAAAUGCGUCACUGUGAUGGUGUAGCAAACUGUGAAGAUGGAAGUGAUGAAGUUGGAUGUAAUGUAACAACUGCUGAAGGUUGUCGAGAAGGAUAUUUCCGGUGCUUAGGUGGAUCGUGUCUUCCCAAUAAUUGGCAUUGUGAUGGUCACAAGGAUUGUGAAUCUGGAUCUGAUGAAAAUUCAACCUGUAUCACAAAACCAUGUCCAGCUCACCGGUUCCGAUGCAAUACUGGUUUAUGUAUUCCUAAAAGUUGGGUCUGUGAUCACAUGAAUGACUGUGGAGAUAAUUCCGAUGAAGGCACCGCACAAAAUUGUCCCAGUCCAAAAUUCAGAUGUUCCUAUAGAGAGUGGCAGUGUCCUGGCGGACACCAAAUUUGUAUAAGUCUAUCAAAGAUCUGUGAUGGUAAAACUGAUUGUCCAGGAGGCACUGAUGAAAGUGCUACCUGUAAUUCAAACAGCUGUGCAAUUAACAAAGGCGGUUGUGCCUUCAGAUGUUUGCAAACGCCAUUUGGGGCCCAGUGCUUAUGUCCAGUAGGUCAAGAUUUUAAUAGUAAUGAAACUUGUGUAGAUUUAAAUGAAUGUGAACCCCCUGGAGUUUGCAGUCAACACUGCCUGAACCUGGAGGGUUCAUAUAAAUGUUCAUGUGAUACUGGUUACCAAUCAGAACGGAACUUAUGCCUUGCAAUUGAAAAUACAACAUUAGCUUCUUUGAUAGUGAUUGGUUUGAAGAGUUUCACCAAUGUCAGCCUUAAUCUUCAACCUUACGAAGAGAUCAAUAUCGCUGAUGCCAAAAGAAUAAUUGCUUCCAGCAUAGACAUACCUAACCAAACCAUCUAUUUUUCUGAUGCUAGGAAUAAAGUUAUUUCCAGAAUCAAAACCAAUGGCUCUGAUCAAACAGUUAUUGUCCAAACAGGCAUGACAUAUGUGGCAGGUCUAGCUGUUGACUGGAUUGGCCGCAAUUUAUACUGGAUCGAUAGUUGGAAGAGGACAAUCGAAGUGUCAGAUCUUGAAGGUGACCAUAGAAUGAUUUUGUUAAAACUAAAUCUCUCUCGCCCAAUGGCCAUCGAAAUUGAUCCACGUGAAGAAUUUAUGGUAUCCAUAACCAAGUCCCUUAUUUCUCAACAA